Molecule: messenger RNA, 2410 nt
Organism: Epinephelus lanceolatus (giant grouper)
Lineage: Eukaryota; Metazoa; Chordata; Actinopteri; Perciformes; Serranidae
Gene: klf12b
Product: Kruppel like factor 12b
Biological process (GO): regulation of transcription by RNA polymerase II
Molecular function (GO): RNA polymerase II cis-regulatory region sequence-specific DNA binding; DNA-binding transcription factor activity, RNA polymerase II-specific
Source: RefSeq, a predicted model, not a curated record
UGUGCGCUCCCAUUCAUUUCCUGAGAACUGCCUGAGCCGAGCAGCUGAGAGGCAGAAGGGGAGGGAGCUGCUCACUCACAUACACUCACACUCACUCACUUACACACACAUUGUCACACACACACACACACACACACACACACACACACAUACAUACACGCAGAGUGAGAAGAGGAGAGGAGAGGGAGAGGAGGAGAGGAGACAGAGAGGAUUGUAGAAAGGAAAACAGUCUCCACGGCUCUGCAGCUUCUGACAAGGCAGCCUAAGAAACAGGAUGUUAAUGCUUGACGGAAUGCCUGCAGUCCGAGUCAAAGCUGAGCCCCUGGAAUCGGAACAAGGGUCACCUAAAGUGCGCCCUUAUUCUGCAAUGGACGGUGUCCCCUUCUUCCUCAGCAGAGUUAAACCUGAACCUCCAGAAGACCUGCUCGCUCACGACCUGCACUUCCACACACAGACCGAGCCCGUCGACCUGUCAAUCAACAAACCCCGCCCCUCCUCUUCAUCCACCACCCCCACCACCACCUCAUCAUCCUCCCCUCUCAGAUCCGCUUUCUCCCCGUCUUCUUUAUCGUCGUCAUCCUCCUCCUCCUCCUCUCCAUCGGUUAUCACCUCAGCCUCAUCGGUGCUCACGCCAGGCCCUCUGGUUGCCCCCGGAACCGGGGUGAGAGGUCAGCCGUAUUUGCACAUCCUGCACUCUGUGCCACCGCCUCCAUCCAGCCCUCUGAGCCUGCAGGGAGCGGGGAAGCUGGCCAGCCAUGUUCACCGCAUCCCAGUUGUGGUACAGUCACUGCCUCUCAUGUACACCACUGCCGUUCGAUCACCCUCCAGCCUCAACAACGCCAUCAUGCUACCUCUGCUGGAUGAGGUCAAAAGCCAGGGCAAAGCACACACAGACCCCAACGGCCUGUCGCCAAGGCAGAUCAAGAGUGACAGCGAUGACGACGACCUGCCAAACGUGACCUUGGAUAGCGUUAAUGAGACCGGCUCCACUGCGCUGUCUAUAGCCCGCGCCGUACAAGAUUCCAUGUCCCCGUUCAGCAUCGACAGCAUACGGCGCCCCCGGAGGUCAGAGUCACCAGAUUCCAAAAAGAGAAGAAUCCACAGAUGUGACUUUGAGGGCUGCAAUAAGGUGUACACCAAAAGCUCCCAUUUAAAAGCACACCGGAGGACGCAUACAGGGGAAAAGCCAUACAAAUGCACCUGGGACGGCUGCACGUGGAAGUUCGCCCGCUCCGACGAGCUGACGAGGCAUUACAGAAAACACACGGGGGUGAAGCCCUUCAAGUGUGCAGACUGUGACCGCAGCUUCUCCAGAUCUGACCACUUGGCCCUGCACCGACGGAGACACAUGCUGGUGUGAAUCAGACGGAGAGAAUAGAGAUACAGAGAGAACGAGAGAGAGAGUGAUCAAUGAAACAAGACACACACAAACACAGGCAGCCGGGGGAGCGGGAUCUCCCUGUGAAUGUUUUUCAGCUGGCCUGGACGCAAACACACACACACACACACACACACACACAGACGCACUCACACACACACGUGCACACACACACACACACACACACACACACACACACACACACACACUCUCAUCCAUCACAAGGAGAGAAGAUGAAGAGGAGCACAAACAGGGUCACUUCUGGAUCCUCUUUGGGCUGGAAGGAAAAGACGGCAGGAUCUGUUAUUGUCAUUGUUUGGAGUCUAAUAGGGAACUGUCUUUUACAGCACUGUUUGUAAAUGUUUCACUUUGAUUUUUAAAGAUGAACUCGCACUCUUUAUUUGGACAAAAAAAAUAUAUAUAAUGCAAUCGCAACAGUCUCUUUUUUUGGUAUCUUUCUUUUCAUUAUUGUUCAAAUGGCUGCUUUUCCAGCACUCAUAAUGUGAAAGACCCCAUUGUGUGGAAUGGAUUUCCUGUGGGAGCAGACACAAGUUAGGAGCUGAACUCAAUCACAGGAAUGCACUUGGGCCUAGUUGGAGUUACAGGCAGUAUUGUUGCGCCGUGGCUCCCUGUGAGUCCGAUUUGUGACCAGCAGAGGACGCCGUUUCACCACGGAUGGAUUCCUCUGCCUGCUGGAGCCUGCUGUUAAAUCCGAGGCAUACCGCGUAGAAGUCGAACGAGGACUGGACUUUCACCUGUCUCACAGCCAGCAAACGGUAAAUAACAAACAGCCACAAGUUGAAUGGAUCAACCUCAUCAACACUGACAGAUAUUCAAUGGAAACUGGACAUACAUAUCAUCACACCAGCAAAUAAAAACACACCGUUUAUGACCCGCUCACAGGGCCGGACAACCCCAGAUCUCAUCAGUGCUAUUCUUUAUGUUGAGCCUCUUGAAAGCAUUUCUUUAAAAAAAAAAAUCUUUGGUGGAAUUUGUGCUGUGAUUAGCAAUCAGUAAAGUGCAAUCUUAAAG